Molecule: messenger RNA, 16311 nt
Organism: Gallus gallus (chicken)
Lineage: Eukaryota; Metazoa; Chordata; Aves; Galliformes; Phasianidae
Gene: CNTNAP2
Product: contactin associated protein 2
Exons: 25
Coding region: 2892-6719 (1275 amino acids)
Source: RefSeq, a predicted model, not a curated record
AUGCCCUUUACUGGACCAAUCCUUGAUUUUUACCCACAAAGUCUCGACCUGAUUGUGGCUGUUCCUCAGACACAGCUCUUCACAAUCUAUCCACUUCCUAACAUAGAGGACAACCCCGCCACCCCUGACACCCUGCCUAUCCCUUCUGAAAAGUCUGUAAUCCUCAAACACAGAGUAUUCCAAUUGUGGGAUUCAUCCCACCAUGUUUCCAUGAUAGCAAUUAGGUCAUACUUUUCCAAUUGUGCCACAGUUUCUAGCUCCUCCUGUUUAUUUCCUAUGCUGCAUGCAUUGGUAUAGAGGCACUUCAGCUUGGCUAUUGGCCUCGUUGCCUUAUCAGAGGAGCCUUCCCUAAUACCUCCAGGACAAGUCUAGUGUUUUCCCUUACCACCUUCCAGGGUGACAGCAUUCCCAUGUGCUUCUCUGUCACCCAGUACACCCCCUUCCCAGAUCAUAUCUAGUUUAAAGCCCUGGUAACCGGACCAGCCAACUUGCUCCCAAGAAUAUCAGUGGCCCUUCUAGUCAGUCGGCUCCUAUCCAUCAUCAGCAUUCCCCGUUUCUCAAGGCUGCGUCCCAAGCCAUAGUAUCCAAGGCCCUGAGUAUGACACCAUUUGCAAAGCCAAUCAUUCAGUGUGCCCACCCUCUUCCUUUUGUGUGGGUCCCAGUCACCAACUGAGACAGAGGAGAACACAAUUUGUGAUCCUGAUUCCUUCAGAAGUCUUCCCAAAGAUCAUCAAGUUUCAACACCCUGCCACAGGCAGGGCCACCAACUGCCAGAUCUGGUACUAGACCAGGUUGCCCAGGGCUCCAUCCAAACUUCUCUUAAAUACCUCCAGGGAUGAAGCAUCCACAACCUCUCUGGGAAGCCCGUGCAAGCACCUCACCACUCUCUCUGUAAAGAACUUCCCCCUGACAUCCAAUCUAAACUUUCCCUCCUUGAGCUUAAAACCAUUCCCCCUUGUCUUAUCACUGUCUACACUUGUAAAAAGUUGAAUCCCUUCCUGUUCAUAAUCCCCUCUUAAAUACUGGAAGACUGCAAUGAAGUCUUCUCACAGCCUCCUCCAGGCUGAACAUGCCCAGCUACCUCAGCCUGUCCUUGUAGGGGAGGUGCUCCACCCCUCUGAUCAUCUUUGUGGCCCUCCUCUGGACCCUCUCCAAUAGCUCCUGUGGAGCUUUUCCUGUACUGGGAGCACCAGACCUGGAUGCAGUACUCCAGAUGGGACCUCACAAGGGCAGAGUAGAGAGGGACAAUCACCUCACUGUCCCUGCUGGCUAUCCCUCUUCUGAUGGAGCCCAGGAUACCAUUGGCUUUCCAAGCUGCAAGAGCACACUGCUGGCUCAUAUUAAGUUUUUCAUCCACCAGAACCCCCAGGUCCUUCUCCGCAGGGCUACUCUCAAGGAGUCUGUAUAUGUAUCUGGGAUUACUCCAACUUGCACUUUGGUAUGUUGAACCUCAUUAGGUUCACACAGGCCCACCUUUUGACUUUGUUGAGGUCCAGUUCUUCACUUCACUGAAGUCUGUUCAAAUGUUUAGCAUCCUGAUGAAUAAAUGGACCACCUGUAAAGUUGUUGAUAUAUCUUAUCAAAGUUGUAUGUUUGAGAAAAUGAAAAGGGCAACCUGUGGUUCUGUCAUGGUUUUGUAAUUUUGCUAUUGGUAUUCCACAUCAUAACAUCAUGUACGGCCCUGGUAAAUUAAAGGGUUAAUACUCAAGUUCUGUGGAUUGGCAACCUUCCAGAUACCUGCUUCUCAAAAGAGAAGAACUGCAUAUCCCAGAGGACCUCACGGUCAGAGAAGGAAGAUACGUCUUGGAAAGCACGUGAUCUAAGUCACAGGAUCGGGCUCACACUCUCUCUCUGGCAGCCAGGCAGAGGGAUGGGUGUGCUUCCAAGCCGUGUGCCUUCAUUUAAGUAGGCCUUUCAGUUUCAGAAACUUUCUCUCUCUUAUUUUAUUUGAUUUAUUACCCUUAAUUUCAAUUAGAUUGUACUAUAUUGUGUUAUCUUGCAUUCCGAUAUCAUAGUAAAAUAAGUUUUCCUCCUUAGAUUGUUGCUGCUGCUCCAUUCUUUUUCCAUCUCCAAGCCCAGCUCCUGUUCCCCUACCCCUUUCCUUUUUCCCCUUCCCAUUUUUGGGAGCCAGGGGGCCCACGGGCCUUCUGCCCCCCUGUCACGGGCAUAGAUUGAUCUAGAUUGAUCUAGAUAACUCCGUGACAGGUUCAUCUGUAUGUUCUUGACAUUUAUGUCUAGCAGUAGGUUAGAAUGCCUAAGAACAGCAAUGUGUUUGUAAAUGUUUACAAAUGCAUACUGUUCCCAUUCCUUAUCACAGGUACUUUUUAUUAAUAGUUUGAAGCAGCUUCCAAAGAUCUAGCAAAGAAUAAGAUGAGGACAAUUUUUUCAGAUGAAAAAAAAAAAAAAACAUUUGGAUUUGGCAAAUUAAAUCCAUGAAAAACAGAUGGCAACAUGUUAAGAAUACUUCUGAUGAAACAUUAUAGGCUUUCCUAUUGUUAUGGUCCAUAGUGCACUGAGGAAGAGGCCUUUAAAAAAACUAAAGUCCACAAAUUCAACCCUCCUUUAAAAUCUUCAGUCUCAAUUCCCUAUCAAAUAAUAAUUAUUAUAGUGUUCCUGUAGGAUACUAUCCUUAAGACAUAAUUAUGAUGCCACAUAUGACUUCCUUAAAAAAAAAAAAUAAUCCAAAAGCAAAGAACUAAGAAGCUGAUCACCUUCGAUGCAAAAAGGCUGAACAAUCCCAAGUCCCAGGAGUACAUAAGCAGAAGUUGCCGGAACGUUGUCCCAACUAGGAUAAGAGAAGAGCCACUGAUGUCAUCUAUUUAGACUUCAAGAAGUGUGAUGAACCCCUGGUCUCAGCAUUACCCCACUCCUCUUUCAGCAGUUCAUCAUCAAUGACAAGCAGCUACAUGCCUGGGUAUGCCAAAUUAAACAAGAGAGGAGGUGCAGGAGGCUGGUCUCCUUCAGAGAGUAAUCAUUAUCAGUGGCUACAGGUGGAUUUUGGUAAUAGGAAGCAGAUCAGUGCUAUCGCAACUCAAGGCAGGUAUAGCAGUUCUGACUGGGUUACUCAGUAUCGGAUGCUCUGUAGUGAUACAGGGAGAAACUGGAAGCCUUACCAUCAGGAUGGAAAUAUCUGGGCAUUUCCUGGAAAUACAAACUCUGAUAGUGUGGUCCGACAUGAUUUGCAACACCCAGUUAUUGCUCGCUAUGUACGUAUAGUUCCUUUAGAUUGGAAUGGAGAGGGCCAAAUUGGGUUAAGAAUUGAAGUCUACGGCUGCUCCUACUGGGCUGAUGUUAUCAAUUUUGAUGGCCACGUAGUGUUACCAUACAGAUUCAGAAACAAGAAAAUGAAAACAUUGAAAGAUGUCAUCUCUCUGAAAUUUAAGACCUCUGAAAGUGAAGGUGUAAUCUUCCACGGAGAAGGACAACAAGGAGACUAUAUCACCUUGGAACUCAAGAAAGCCAAACUUUUUCUAAAUUUAAAUUUAGGUAGCAACCAGCUUGGCUCUAUUUAUGGCCACACAUCUGUGAUGACUGGCAGUCUCUUAGAUGAUCACCAUUGGCACUCCAUCAUCAUAGAGCGCCACGGGAGAAACAUCAAUCUCACCCUGGAUAGACGCAUUCAGCAUUUCAGAACCAAUGGAGAAUUUGAUUAUCUGGACCUGGAUUACGAGAUAACCUUUGGAGGCAUGCCUUUUUCUGGGAAGCCAAGUUCUAACAGUAGGAAAAAUUUCAAAGGCUGUAUGGAGAGCAUCAACUACAAUGGCAAUAAUAUCACUGACCUUGCUAAAAGGAAGAAAUUGGAACCUUCUAAUGUGGGAAAUUUAAGUUUUUCGUGUGUGGAGCCACGUACAGUGCCUGUCUUUUUCAAUGCCACCAGUUACCUUGAAGUUCCUGGACGCCCAAGCCAGGAUGUGUUUUCAGUCAGUUUCCUUUUCCGAACCUGGAACCCCAACGGACUUCUUGUUUUCAGCAACUUUGCAGAUGACCUGGGCAAUGUUGAGAUUGACAUUAAUGAAGGCAAGGUCAGCGUUCAUAUCAAUGUUACCCAAAUCAAGAAGAAUCAAAUAGAUAUCUCAUCAGGCUCUGGUCUCAAUGAUGGGCAGUGGCAUGAAGUUCGAUUCCUAGCUAAAGAAAAUUUUGCUGUUCUCACCAUUGACGGAGAUGAAGCUUCAGCUGUUCGCACAAACAGCGCUCUACAAGUUAAAACUGGAGAGAAAUAUUUAUUUGGAGGGUUUCCUCUACAGAUGAAUGACACAGAUCACUCACUAUUUCACCAUUCAUUUCAAGGAUGCAUGCAGUUUAUUCAUGUGGAUGAUCAGCUGGUGGAUUUGCAAGCAGUAGAGCAAGGCCAGCUGGGAAGCUUUGCCAAUGUCAGCAUUGACAUGUGUGCCAUUAUUGACAGGUGUAUGCCCAAUUACUGUGAACAUGAUGGCAAAUGCACCCAGACAUGGGACAGCUUCAAGUGCACUUGUGAUGGAACUGGGUACAGCGGGACAACUUGUCAUAACUCUAUUUAUGAGCUCUCUUGUGAAGCAUACAAACACUUGGGCAAAACUUCAAAUUACUACUGGAUAGAUCCAGAUGGCAGUGGAGGACUGGGACCUUUGAAAGUUUACUGCAACAUGACAGAGGAUAAAGUAUGGACAACUGUGUACCAUGAUCUGCAAAUGCAGACUUCUGUUGGAGGCAACAGUCUAGAAAAAACAUCUAUACUGCAGCUAAACUAUAGUGCAACGAUGGACCAGAUUUCUGCUAUUACCAGUAGUGCUGAAUACUGUGAGCAGUUCAUCUCGUAUUCUUGCAAGAUGUCCCGGCUGCUGAAUACACCAGAAGGGAAUCCAUAUACCUGGUGGGUUGGAAAAGCCAAUGAGAAGCAUUACUACUGGGGUGGAUCAGGACCUGGUAUUCAGAAAUGUGCCUGUGGAAUUGAACGCAACUGUACUGAUCCAAAGUACUACUGCAACUGUGAUGCUGAUUAUAAACAAUGGAGAAAAGAUGCUGGGAUGCUGUCAUACAAAGAGCACCUACCAGUGAGUCAAGUAGUGGUUGGAGACAUUGAUCGGCCUGGGUCUGAAGCAAAGAUAUCUGUGGGUCCUGUGCGUUGUCAAGGAGAUCGGAACUACUGGAAUGCAGCUUCCUUCAUCACAUCAUCAUCCUACCUUCACUUCUCCACCUUCCAAGGGGAAACCAGUGCAGACAUCUCUUUCUAUUUCAAAACAUCAGCCUCAGAUGGAGUAUUUCUUGAGAAUCUGGGGAACACUGACUUCAUUAAACUAGAGCUGAAAUCUUCUACAGAGGUUUCCUUUUCAUUUGAUGUUGGAAACGGACCUGUGGAAAUAAUUGUCCAGUCUCCCAAUCAGCUGAAUGAUGACCAGUGGCAUCGGGUCAGUGCAGAAAGGAAUGUCAAACAGGCCAGCCUGCAGGUAGAUCAGUUGCCUCCAGAAGUCCGGAAAGCACCAACAGAAGGACACACGCGACUGGAAUUGUAUAGCCAGCUCUAUGUUGGUGCCGCAGGAGGCCAGCAGGGCUUUCUAGGUUGCAUUCGCUCAUUAAGGAUGAAUGGGAUAACACUGGACUUGGAAGAGAGAGCAAAAGUCACUCUAGGGGUGAAGCCUGGCUGCUCUGGCCACUGUACAAGCUAUGGGAUGUACUGUGCCAACGGCGGCAAGUGUGUUGAGAAAUACAAUGGCUACUCCUGUGACUGCUCCAAAACAGCAUAUGAUGGACCGUUUUGCAUUAAAGAUGUUGGAGCAUUUUUUGAAGAAGGAAUGUGGCUUCGUUACAACUUCCAUUCCCCAGGGACUAGCAUGAAAGAUUUAGUUAGCCGAACACUGUUGAGUUCUACAGAUCCUGAGAUCACAGUGACCAGCCAUAACUUGAAUAAAGAAGAGCUCAGCUUCAGCUUCAGUACCACCAAGUCCCCUUGUGUCCUUUUGUAUAUCAGUUCCUAUACCCAGGACUUCAUGGCGGUGCUUGUCAAGCCAUCUGGGAAUCUGCAAAUUCGGUACAGCCUAGGAGGUACCAAAGAGCCAUAUAACAUUGAUGUUGACCACAGAAACAUGGCGAACGGACAGCCCCAUACUGUUAACAUCACACGGAAUGAACGGGACAUAAUACUGCAGAUUGAUCACUAUCCUCCAGCAACUUAUAGCCUGCCAGCAGCAUCUGACAUUCAGUUCAAUUCCCCAAAGGCACUCUUCCUAGGAAAAGUCAUAGAGAUUGGGAAGAUCGACCAAGAUAUAUAUAAAUACAACACACCAGGAUUCACCGGUUGCCUAUCAAGAGUACAGUUCAACCAGAUUGCUCCCCUCAAAGCAGCUUUGAGAUCUACCAAUACCUCCUCUCACGUCCACAUUCAAGGAGAACUGGUGGAAUCCAACUGUGGAGCAUCGCCACUGACGAUCCCACCAAUGUCUGCUGCAACUGACCCAUGGCACUUAGAUUCAGCCAGUGCUGAUUUCCCAUACAAUGGUCAAGCUAUUGGAGAUGGAGUUAAUAGAAACUCUGCAAUUAUUGGAGGCAUCAUCGCUGUGGUGAUCUUCACCAUCCUCUGCACUUUGGUGUUCCUGAUCCGCUACAUGUUUCGCCACAAGGGAACCUACCAUACCAAUGAGGCCAAAGGAGCAGAGUCAGCUGAAAGUGCCGAUGCUGCCAUCAUGAACAAUGACCCCAACUUUACAGAAACCAUUGACGAGAGCAAGAAGGAAUGGCUUAUCUAAACCCAUAGGGAGGGAGCCUGGGAUGGGAUACAAGCUGGGCUAGGUUGGGACUGGAAUGACUCUUGCAGUGGGGAGAGAACAUUCUGCAUUGGACGCUUGAGCACACAUAUGGUAAAAAGAUCAGCACAACUAGAGGAGCAAGUGACAGGAAAAAUCACUGAGACUGGAAGAGAAAAAUAUCACAAGCAUUUAAGAAAAAUACUUUUAAACAUUUACUUACAGUGAAUUGCCCUUCUGUAUUCAAACAACUGUAACAACAGUUUCACAGCUUCAGCAUUGGUUAAAAUUUUCAGUAAUAACUAUCUUUUUCUGUGUGUGUUUAGAGGUUUUCUAAAGAAUAAGAAACGGCUUUUUUUUUUUUUAAAAACAUUUGUUAAAAGCUGUUUAAAAUGGAGGUAGUUCAGUUCUGAGAACAAGUGGCAGAACUUUGUUCUGAUAUUGCAUUUUUUCAUAUCUGGCCACUUCCCCACAGGCUGCUAUCAGCCCUGCACCUUCACUGUAUCAUGCUUAAUUUUGGUCAUGUUUAAACAGGUGUUCAGAGUUGGGGGCAGAACUGAGGUUUGAGGAAGAAUGCUUAGUGCAACUAAACCUUGCCAGUUUUUCAAAAUGUCAUCGGCUCUUGUCAAUCCUGGCAGGAUUCAUCUUUUUUUGACACAGAUACUUCGUUGAUUCUGUACAAUUCUCAUCAGCAAUGUAAAAAUACUAUGAUUAUUCCUUCUACUACUGCUACUACUACUGCUACUUCUACCAGAGAGGAUGAUCAUAAAGGACAGCAAACUUAUUUUUUAUUAUUUUUGUGAACUCUGAGGGAGGGAGAUGCUGUGCAAGUCUAUAGACCUGUUCUUGUGUCUUUGGCUAGGGCACUGGUGACCCAAGGCACGUGCCAGUCUAAAUUCAGCUCUGCCAGUGUGUAUAUCCUGGACUUAGGCAUGAUCACUGUAGUAGGAAAUUAUAGCCAAACUUCAUUUGCUUCUGUUUCUUUUGUAUAGGCUGUGACGGAAAUAUUAACUAGUACAGUUCUAGUCAAUGUAUUUAAACUCAUGGACUUCACAUAAUACUUUUUACAGCUUUGGCAUAACAAUUCAUACUUAAAAUCCUUUUUUUUUUAUCUUUUUUUUUUAAUUGCCUCCCAAAGAAAGCCUCUACUGACAGCAUUUUCACAGGCAGAAAAAUGAAGCAACAAAAAAGUGAAAGCUCUGCCUUGAGAGCAUGUGAAAAACAAACAGUGGUAGAAAAGACAUGCAGAUUCAAUACACAGAUUUACCUGAACUAUUACUUAUCUAAGACAUUUUUAAGAAUGCCAAGGAGAGUUCAAAGUGCAUCAUUUUACCCCAUGUCCCCUCUUAGAGUAGGGAAGUUGCAGAUCCCACCUGAGAAGCAGGCCAGUAGUUGCAGAAAGGCAAGGGGGCUGCCUGAAGACCUUGUAACCUUUGAUGGCAACAAAGAAGCUGUAGCUUGUUCUGUGCAGAUAUGCAUGGUUCUCCAGGUAUGGCUUUACAGAAAUUUAGGGCCUUAGUGGGCAGUUUUUGCAGUAGAAUGGAACGAGGGAGUGAAUGUAUUGAAGAACAUUUCCUGUGUGCUAACAGAACAGAAGCAACACCAACAAUUUCCUUUUAAAAGUAUUUAUGCUUGUGACAGUCUCAGAUUUGCUUUAUCUUUUAAUAUUGCUGGGUUUAGUAUGUGAAGAUUUAAUCCAUUUUUCUUUAUAAGAAGGAUUUAUUUUUCAAAUCCAAAUCUGAAAUCUACUACACUGACCAGUGCUGGCGUCUCUAAUUUCCUUAUCUUUUCGAUUGUAUUUUUAUUAUUAUAGAUAAUGUUUUAAAAAUUUAAUUUUAAAAAAUCACAGAGAGGGAGGAAAAUAUUUGAGUCUUACCUGACAAGAAGUUUGUAAGCACAAUUUGAUAGCUAUACAGGGAUAGAUAGUUUGAGUUAAGGAUGGUAGUAUAAAGUCAUCUGGUGGAUUCAUUGAACAUGUAUCAGACCAAAUCAAAUCCAUUGAUUUCUUCCUGCUCAUGGAUUUGGAAUUAGCAUACAAAAAGUUUCAAACAAGAUUUACUGUUUCUCAGGUAAUAUUAUGUGGCAGAGGUAUUCAGGUAAACAUGAAAGCUACCUCUGUCAUUCUUGUGCUCUACAGUCUUUUGCCUUGCCUCUAAUAUCAGCAUCUCCCUCUCUUGUGCUUAAUUAAAUAGAUGAGUCCCUGAUCAUGUUUACUUGUGGACAUAAGAUAAAUCUCUAACCCUUUGGAGAAUAUCAGCCUGGGAUGACUCUAGCCUGCACCACUGACUAUUCAGCAAAAUACUUUGGCUGUUCCAUGUUGCAAUUUCAGAUGACUUUCUGUGAUUGAAAUGAUGUUCACUUUUCUAUAUGAUAUUCUAUAUUUGAUUUUAAUUGUACUUUAGUCCACUCUGAAAAACAUCCUUGCCUACAACUUCACGUUAUCAAGAGAGUGAAUACAGCAUCAUUUGCAUAGACUGGAAUUUAGUUUGCAGAAGAAAAUUACUAAUCUGAACUUAAUGUCUGUGACGGGGAUUGGACUCGUAUACUGAGAAGCUGGAAUCCUCUGAUGCUAGAGGACAAAGUAGCCAAAUGCCUUAGCAUGGUGCUAGAAGGGAAAGGUGGCUUAGUCUGUGUGCCUGAGUCCUUGGCCAAGCUAGGAACACUUGUUGAAUUGUGGUAAUGGGGUCCGUGGCAUCUAUUCACCAACGUUCCAAAAGAUUUCCAGUUUCUCUCUCACAAUCCUGUAAGCAAGAAUUUCUGGAAAACAAUCUUUGACUAUCGCACAUGCAAUAGUUGUAAAUUCAUGUCUUAAAUUUGGAAAGACAGGAUUUACAUUUCCUAAAUUAAGUUGCAUGCAUCUUCAUCUUUCCAUUGGAUACCAUGUUUCUCAUAAGUAAAGCUCAUUAAUGCUGUAUUAAAAUGUUGAUGGUCUAAUUUCCAGAUACAGUUGCUUUCAUAACUUUAGAAAUUUUCUGAAUUAAUUAUUAGAAUCCUGCCUCUUAUAGUGGAUCUUAGACAUGAAAUUUUAGACUAUCAUCCGUUCUCUGGGUAGUCUUUUCAUGACUAGGUGAAUUCCUUUCUGUCUGUCUUCCAUUUAAUUUCUGAAAAUGUAAUAAGCUUAAUAAUAGGCACAGGCCUACUUUCUGAGCAGGCUCAGAAGUGUAGCUUGCAUAUUUUUGCUAACACCAUACUAUUUUGAGAAUUUCUUCCCCCAUGGGCAUGUUAUUGGCAACAACAUGCAUAGUUUACUUCACCCAUUUUUAUUUGUGCCAAUAUUGUUUGACAGGUGCUAUCUAAAUGCUUGUAAUGGAAAAAUCUGAUGGAGAGUAGAAUGGACCCUGCUUUUAUAAGAACCUGUGCAACUCCCACCCCCACUAAAUUAAGCUGCCUCAUAUCACCUGCUUUUAGCUGCUUCACCUAUUUGAGCUGCAUAGGAAAAUGUUGCUUCUUGCACUGACUGAACCACCAAAGCAUCCCAGUUGUGUUUCUGAAAGGCUUGUUCUGAUUUCCUUGAAAUCAGUGGCAAAACUGCCAACAGCACUGGGGAGUGCAAGACUGGGCUGAAGACCAGAAUCCUCUGCAUUAGCAGCUUUUGGGUCCUCAUUCACAACACACAGACCACAGGGAAGCAAUUCGUGGAGCUCCAAGGAGCCAAAAUGGCAAAAAACUAAUCAGCUCAGCUUUGAGGGGAAAUUCACAGUCUAAUUUGUUGGUUUUGAAUCGAAUCUUUCACAUACUGCUUAUUCCAUGUUUACUAAUUGAAGAUUCAGAUGUGUUACAUAGGAAUAUACAUCUUUAAUUGGUACUGAAACAAUUCUACACUGUAUUUUUCUUGUCUUAAACCUUACCUUUACCUUUUAUAUUUCCUGUAGCAGUUAACACUUCAAACAUAAUAGUAUUUUAGUAUCGUGCUCUAGCUAGCAUGAUGUAUGUCAAAGGAUGGUUAUCAUAAAUAUUUUACUAAGAUUGCCAUUGUGGUGGUGUAUAUGUACAAGUUUAUUGUAGUGAUAAGAAUUUGUUCAAAAGAGUCUAGUAAAUAAUUAUGUUUUAUUUAAAACUAUGUCCUUUAAUGGCAGAUGCAUCUAAUUUCCAGGGUAUCUGUUGGAAUGGGAAGCUAUCUCAGUUUGAAAAGCAAUAGCUUUUAACAUGUUUCUCCCGUGAACCAUGUCCCUUUCUAACAAACAUGGUAACUGAAAGGUUAUCAUCUUUGAACAGCAGGAUCUGUAUUUUGUUGAUCAGAUUUUAUUGCCUAUCAUAGAAAUUAAACAAAUCUAAAAGCAACAGCAUGUUAUUUAGAAUGAAAGAAGAACAACAUAUAUGUACACUUAAUAUCUUAAUUAUCUUAAUAUCUCUUCUGUGAAUGUCUUUCCUUUUAACUGAAGUUCUAUUAGAGAUCAGGUUGCUAAAAAAAAAAAAAAAAAAAAAAAAAAAAGCAAGCAAUUCUAAGUAGUUUUAAUUAACCUGAAAGCUUUUUCAUUGUUAUCAUUGUCUGUAAUUUUUUCCUUCUCUAGUACCAGGAAAUGCAUUUGAAAAAGGAUACAAGUUGGAGAGGCCUCAUAAAAAAGACUCUAAGUACAUGGAAAAAAAUAUAAAAUAAAAAAGAACUUCACAGCACAAUUAUCUGUAAAGAGAGAGGGUACGGAAACCAGGGAUGAAUUAUUAAAAUCUGUGUACAUUCCUUGUGUAUCAGGCAGCUCUGACUGUGUGUUACAGAUGAGAAUUCUGAGCAGGGUAAAUCUAUCCAUUGAAGUGCACUGAGUCUGAGCACAGAGUUUUGAUGGAAUCAGAAUGACUGAGCUUUUCCUAUUUCUGAUUCUUUUGAUAGCAGCACGCAGGCUAGUGCCACUUCUGCUAAUGUUUGUUGCAAAUUCAGUGGCAUUGCCAGCUUCACAAGAGUUACAUACUAAAAAUGGCUGGGAGUGGUUUGCCUCCCUGUCCUACCAUAACUGUCCUUUCCUCUAUGAAUGUGAGCCUUUUACUGAAUUCAUCAAGAAAAAUGUGCAUCUAGUUCAACAGAUUUGCAUGUUUUUUUUUAAUAAACUACCUUAUCAGGCUUUAAUUUUUUUUUUUUUUUUUUAUGUGCAGCAUUUUAUAAAAGUGCUACAUUUAGUGCAUUUGAAUAAGAAUAUUCCAGGCAAAGAAGCAGAGGAUGCAACAACGUCCAGAAUCAGAGGCUGGGACUGUCCUAACCUGUUUCUUUUUCUGCAGUGUGAAUUGCCUUAACCCCACUCUAAAGCCCUGGUCCUAACCAGGACCUGCUUUGUGGGAUGUAUAAUUGUGGCAAGGUCCAGUUAUGCCUUGUGACCAUGUUUUGACUGUUCAUUUGUACUGCUCUUGAAACCUCUAGAAGGGGAUAGAGUCACACAUUCUUAAAGAACAUCUGUCAUUUGUAUGGAAAGGUCCUAGAGGAAAAAGAAGGGAGCGAACGUUUAAGUUUAAAGCCAUUCUGAUACUUGUACACUGUGACACUGAACAAUUUUUUUCUUAUUGUCACCAUGUGUGCUUCAGUGAGGCUAAAACCAUAUGGGCCUGAAACACGGCUAUUUUGGUUGUGAAGUCCAAAGCUCUGGAGCAAUUGUUGCCUGUACAACAUUAAAAUAUGAUGAAUUAAAAAGUUAUAUACCAAAUUUCUUCAAAUCCCUAAGCCCACAGUACUAGCAGAAUGCUUCAUUCUUGAAAUUAAAUGCAAUUUUGGAGACAGACUUUACCCUACUGUAUUUCAUAUGGUACUUCAAGUGACAGCUGACCUGGGCCUAGUUACCAAAAAGCACUUAACAAUCUCUAACAUUUGUAAAUUAAGCUCUGACUUUCACAUAGAAGCAGACUUCUGGAAGCGCUAUGCUCAAAAUCCUGAUUAGGGCCACCACUUAAGAACCAGGAAGAGAAGUGGCAGAUAAGGUUUUUUUGUUGUUGUUUGUUUGUUUGUUUUAAAUCAAUUUGUGUUAAAAAGUAAAAGAAGAAAGGAAAAAAUUUCAGUAGAUUACUGCACAUGUAAUUGUUUCUUUUGACUACUUUUCCAUUUUCCAAACAUGAUAUAGGAAAAGUUAAGUUAUUUUUCCAUAUGGUAUAAUAAAGCACAACCAGAACUGCUUGUAUGAAGAAGAAGUUCAGAUUAGAAUACUCUGCAAAUAUUCUUAAACCAAGUAACAAAGUUAGUUAUGUCCUUUCUGUGAUACAGCAGCUUCUAAUAAUGGCUGUGUAUGCUUCCACUGCUUCCACUGUUUUCUUCGGUUUUUGUUUUUUUUUGUGUGUGUGUUUUUUUGGAAGAAACAUCUGGAUAUGAGACCCUUGAGUCAGCAAUAAAGCAAUAACUUUAGGUAAACCAAGUCAGGCUGAAGCAGGCUAUACAGAGGAAAUUCCCAGCCUAACAGCUCUCUCAGAUAUAAUCUUGGCUUAGGCUAGCAACUGGGUGAGUCAAGUUUGUGUACUUUUUUUUUUUUUUCAAGCCAUGUGCAUGUAUGUAAGGUAAAUAAAGUUGGUUAGUAAAGACAAGUUUACCUAAACUGUACAUCUUACAGUUAAUGUCUUACUGGAACAAACUGACCUUGGCACAGCCAAUAAACAUGCACAAGCUAGCCCCAAACCCAUUACUGUUUUGUCUUAAAGGUCUGUUUUAGUUACAUGUUUAAAAAUAAAGGUAUGGUUUGCCUUCAUAAAGUAUGGACUUUAUUGGAAGGACUGGACACUGUGUCAUCAGGUAGCUGUAGACUGCUUUUGUUACAAUGUAAGGGCCACCUGCAGAGCUUUCUUGUGUAACUUGCACUAACACCACCUUUAGUCCUGAAACUGCAUGAACUGCAACAGGGCCAUGGAACAAAGAGAAAUCCCCUUUGAUGCACAUCCUGAAACACAGAGUGUUACGCUUUUGUUUCUGCUAGUAUGUAGGAGUAAGAUCUCAGUAUACAUGCAGCAUCUCCGUGUUUCCUAAGUUCUUAUCCACCACUGCAAGGUCAGCAUGGAAAGAACUUGGCUAACAGUUCUUGUUUGUUUCCAUCUCUUCCUCUGCUUCAGAAAUGAUUCUUCUCACUGAUAAAUUCAUCACCUUUUCCUGUCAGAAUAUGUAGUUCCUUCACAGCAACACUCACCUCCCAAAAUGUGGCUGUUUUGUUGGGAAGUUGUAUAACACUGAAUGCCUGUCAUGUGCUAUAUUUGCAGCUGGUUUUAUCUGCUUAUAGUACUUAGUGAUUGAAAGUAGUAUUUUUUGCCAGCUGCAGCACUCUUUUAUAACUUGUUUGUAUGUGUUCCAAAAUGAUGGCACUAUCUGGCAAAGAGUGUCUAAAAACAAUGCACCUGCACCUCAUUCCACUGAGCAUUCCCUUUUUGUUGUUUUUCAUAUUUUUCCCAUUAUAUAAAUGCUAAAGUAAAUGAGUAGCAAAAUACAUUUUAAGGAAGAUACAAAAAUGUACAAAAAGCCACAGGAUGUCAGAAUGAACUCUCAGCUUUCUCUUUCCUUUCUGCUUUUGCUAUGUCUUGCACAUAUACAAAGCCAGUGUAUCCUCCAAAGGAGUACGCACAGUGACAUUAAGAAACCAUUGCUUCUGGUGUUUUCAGUUACAUGGGGGUUCUAAAAGUCAUCUCAAAAGAGGCAACAAAUUACUAUCCUUAAAAAUUUUAUUAUUAGCAUAUCUAAGAAACAACACCUGUUGUUAAAGAAUCUUAUUUUCACUGGACCAGCAUAUCAUGGGGGGGGAGGGGGGGGGGGAGGGAAAUACCUGCUUCAUGCAUUUGGAGUUUCUGAGAUACUGUACUUAACUCCAUUGUCACUCCUACGUUGUGUCAAAUCUGUUGAAACCUCACCUAAUUAAGAUAUGGGAUCAAAGUCAUGUUUAAAUAAAGAUUAUGGUAUCACUUAAUUCCUGUUAAGUUACUGAAGCACAAAGAACUGGCUUUCCACAAAUCCACACAGUACAUCCCUCUCCUGUUUUGUUAAGGAGUAUCUUUCAUUCUGCUCUACUCUUCAGUAGCUCAAGACCCAUCUGCAGGCUGUGCAGGUGUGAUACAAAAUAUCUUCAGUCCUAGUGACCCCUUCUGUGCAUUGAGCUGCCAAAGCCCGUGUAGUUCCUCUGAUACAAAACCGUAGUUUGGCAUGAUAUUCCUGAAAGGCUUCAGCUCCUUGAUGCUGCUACCCCAUCUGACUAAUGCUAAUUAACAGAAGUCUACUGGCAAUUAUCUGUACUGACCUACAUGUGGAAUUUAGCCCUAACAGUGCUUAAUUUCAUGGGGAUUAAACAGAUUCUUGCUGCUACAGAGUGCUUGGGAUGUGCUCAGUGUGAAGUUUCUUACUGACAUAUAUAAAUACAGAUAUAGAAAUAAAUAGAUAUUUUUAUGGAGAUGUUUUAUAAGUGGCCUUUACUUUGUGCAUGGUAAUUAUUGCCAAAUUCUAAUUAUUUAGGAGCUAGAGAAUGGCUGGUUCUGCAGCAAGUGGGUGGGGAUUUGGUUUUAAUUUUUAUUACUCAGCUAUAAUUUGCAUGGUUUGGUUUGGUUUUUGUCUCAGUAUCUUUUUUUUUUUUUCCUUGUUGAUUUUCUGGCAGGGACACAUUGGGCUCAAGCAGGAACUUUUCUUUAAGUCUUUGAGAGACAGAUUUAAGCCAUCUGUGCCAUGUAACACGACAGAAGCACCUGCUUUGCACAGCCCAUGUUGUUGAUCAACAACUGAGGACCUUAGUAUACAAUGUCUUUUAGCAAUCUAUUCAGCUGUUCACACUUUGUUGAGGUACUGCUAUUUCUCUAGCUUUGCUCAACGAGAUAGUAAGCUACUAAUCACUGGCCUACAGAUAUAGCCUCUCAGGCAGGAAAGGGGCCCAGCCAAGACAAGGACAUGAAUAAGGAUUCUGAAUUACAUUCAUAAACAUAACAGUAACAAAACAUUGCCAAAAUUGCUACUGAGGCAGGCUACUUUACUUCCUCUUUUCUCUUACUCUUUUUUUUUUUUUUUUUUUUUUUUUUUUAAUAUCCUCAGUAUGCCAUGUGUACAAGCCUGCUCUCAGUAACCUGAGCUCCUUUUUAGAGAUAGAAAUGUGGUUGUGCUUUCCUAUCUCACCCCUACUGCUGUAAGGCAGUCUGUACCCAGGACAGAACCAGGGUCAUCAGCUAUCAGAAAAGCUAAGCCAGUCUCCCACACAUUCCUUCCAAAUCAGCAGGCUGAGAGUUGGUCCUAAGUUUGUGUGCUUACAAAGCUGGCCCAGGUUUCUGGUGGGUAAACCAAGAUGGUGUCCAUCUACAGUUUGUCUAGUCAACAGCUUUCUUUCUUGAGCACAACUUUUCCAUGGGAAGAGAAAGCAUAAUCAGGAUAUGACAGUUACCCUAUUUAAACAAAAACUUGUAUAUUAAAACAAAUCCUAAUCUGAAAGUAUACUGUAUCUGAGAUUCCUCUGUUAUAGACAUUUAGUCUACAGAUUUAUGACUACAUUUGCUAUGUUAUGCUUGAAUAAACAUAUAAUUCAUUGAAAUACACAAGACUGAUAAAAAUAAUAUGAUCUCUUUAAAGAAAAUAAACUGUUUGUAAAUUUAUCAAGAGUAUAAUCUGUUAGGCCUUAUUUGAAGUAUGUACUGUGGUUUGGUAAAAGUACAACAUUAAAAGAGCCUUGCCAGAUGA